CGAUGUUGGACUUAUGAGACUGCUGUUGCCUUAGACUGCGAAAUUCCUAAUGAAUUGCCAUAUAAUGAUUACUUUGAGUACUUUGGACCAGAUUUCAAACUGCAUAUAAGCCCAUCAAACAUGACAAAUCAGAACACUCCAGAAUAUAUGGAAAAGAUUAAGCAGCGUUUAUUUGAGAACUUGCGCAUGCUGCCCCAUGCUCCUGGUGUACAGAUGCAAGCUAUUCCAGAAGAUGCUGUGCAUGAAGACAGUGGUGAUGAAGAUGGUGAAGAUCCAGACAAACGUAUUUCUAUUCGGGCUUCUGAUAAGAGGAUAGCCUGUGAUGAAGAAUUUUCUGAUUCUGAAGAUGAAGGAGAAGGUGGACGCAGAAAUGUUACAGAUCAUAAGAAAGGAGCAAAGAAGGCACGCUUAGAAGAAGACAAAAAAGAGGCAGAAGACAAAAAAGCAGAUAUUAAAGAAGAAGACAAAUCUAAAGAUAACAGUAGUGAGAAAGUAGAUACCAAAGGCACAAAAUCAGAACAGCUAAGCAAUCCUUGAACACAAAGCCUUACAGUAUGUCAAUCAAAGGACCCAAUACUAUAAUGGAAAAAAAAAUACUAAGAGAAGUUUUUCGUACUGGAAGAGACAUUUUAUUUUCAUUUAGUAGAAUUUGGCAUGGAGCAUAUUUAUUUUCAAACAACUGUGUUUUGAUUUUUGGCAACUUGUAUUGUGAAUUCCCCAAUUAUGAUACAAAAUUUGUUCCUUCCACCAGGCUUUAUGUAAUACUAUUUAAAAUGGAUGUGAGUUAAGAUGUAGUUAAACGUCUAAACUGAUCUAUUAAAAUUUCCCUUUUCCCGGAUUGAUUUUAUCCCCUUUUUGUAAUUAUAUCUUUAUUAAAAAACAAACAAACUGUA
Molecule: messenger RNA, 893 nt
Organism: Protobothrops mucrosquamatus (brown spotted pit viper)
Lineage: Eukaryota; Metazoa; Chordata; Lepidosauria; Squamata; Viperidae
Product: histone deacetylase 2
Exons: 6
Source: RefSeq, a predicted model, not a curated record